This is a messenger RNA of Mastomys coucha (southern multimammate mouse), 660 nucleotides long. Its product is annotated as ubiquitin carboxyl-terminal hydrolase isozyme L3-like. The record is from RefSeq and is a predicted model, not a curated record. The transcript has 2 exons. NCBI's taxonomy places the organism in Eukaryota, Metazoa, Chordata, Mammalia, Rodentia, Muridae. Bases 1 to 660 code for a protein of 219 amino acids. Gene Ontology annotation, biological process: ubiquitin-dependent protein catabolic process; protein deubiquitination. Gene Ontology annotation, cellular component: cytoplasm. Gene Ontology annotation, molecular function: cysteine-type deubiquitinase activity.
AUGGUUACACUCACCCUGCUGAAGCAAGAGUCACACUGGAGAAGCAAUAGAUACUCAACCUCAGUCUUAGAAGCUGGAUGCCUGAGCUGUUACAGCUUUACAGUGAAGGACUGUAGCUCCUGGCCAGUCGGGCACAAGCAGAGCCUCUCAGGAGACAGCUAUUUCAGGCUCCUGUCAGUACUUGCUGGACAAGAUGUUACACCAUCAGUAUAUUUUAUGAAACAGACCAUCAGCAAUGCCUGCGGAACGAUUGGAUUAAUGUGCACCAUUGCGAACAACAAAGUUAAGAUGCACUUUGAAUCAGGGUCAACAUUGAAAAAGUUCCUGGAGGAGUCUGUAUCAAUGAGCCCUGAAGAGAGAGCCAAAUACCUGGAGAUCUAUGACGCCAUUCAAGUUACACAUGAAACCAGUGCACAUGAACGUCAGACUGAGGCACCAAGUGUAGAUGAAAAAGUAGAUCUUCAUUGUAUUGUGUUAGUUCAUGUAGAUGGGCAUCUCUAUGAAUUAGAUGGACAGAAACUAUUUCCAAUUAACCAUGGAAAAACUAGUGAUGAGACGUUGUUAGAGGAUGCCAUAGAAGUUUGCAAGAAGUUCAUGGAACGUGACCCUAAUGAGUUAAGAUUUAAUGCAAUUGCUCUCUCAGGUACCAUAGAAUCCUGA